AAAGUCCUUACUUUGUGGACAGAUUUUGGGUGGAGUAAAAUCUCUUCUCUUCCUCUCUGGUUAGUGCCAGUUCAACGCUCAUUGCAGAGGCGUUAGUAAACGUCAGCUAUCAUAUUUCAUACCUCGAGAGGUAGCCUAAUACGCUCCACCUGUUAGAUAAAAAUAAGACUUGCGUAAACGUGCUCAAUUUAGUAAUAGUGUCUAUUUGUAGGCACUAACUCCGCCAUGGACAAAGCCCGAGGAAAAUGAAUGGCAUUUUGGGGGAUAAACUCCGAUAAUAAUGUCUGUGGUAAACGCAUGCUUAGGAAAUCUUAUACGUUUUGUUGUAUGAAAUAAUAUUAAUCAGCUAAGGUCACUUUUUAAGUACAUUUUUGAAUGUUUUUUUUAAAGCACAAAAGCUUCAUAAUUCAUAAAAGUCAUGUUUAACUGACUGCUAUUCUAUCAGAACAAAACGUAUAAGAUCUAAGCCUGUGUAAACUGAAAACAGCAAUGCAAAAAUAAUAAUAAUUUAACCUUAUCAAUUUGAUUAGCUUGCUAGGUCUAUUGAAAGACCAGAGCUGUGUUCGAAUACUCGUACUAACUUUAGUAUGUGACGUAAAUGUAGUAUAUAGUUUGUAUGCCAAGUUCCGGGAUGUCCUACUACAUUCACCAAAAGCCGACGUAUACAAUCAGUGGACACUUUCAGCGAUUUUUUUUUAGGGCCUAUAAUGCAGAAAAUCGGCUAGGCUUCACAACGUUUUCAGAUUUUAAGAAAAUGGUCGGAAUAUAUGCAGCCAAAGGAUACAUUCAUUGCUUUAACUAAUUAUGACAAAUGUUAAGAAAAUGCUGACCAAUGUAAUGACUUUUCAAAUAAAUGACCUUACACGUUAUGUUGGUUGACAAUUAUGCUAACUACCCAAUACUUAUUGACUUGAUUAUUCCCGUAAUUUAGCGAAGUGGUAUAGUCAAUGCGCGUUCUCAAUGGACAUUAGGGUGCGUUCGUAAAUUCGUUCUAGCUAUCUACUCCGAUUUCAGAUGUGAAUUAACGGUAAAUGUAGGCUACUACUGGUGAUGUAUGUAAUGGGGAAUUGAUAGACGGCACACAAUUAAGUUUUGAAACAAUGAAUACCCACAAAAUAGCGGGAUAGAGUGCAUUCUGGAGAGAGACAUGCGUUUUGCAUCUAAGCCACAAUCCCCAAAUUCUUGGACCGUGACAUCCCUGCAGCCUCUUCAAUGGAUUAGCCCACUGAGACAGGAGUGCAUCUACAUUUGGAAGUUGUCAAUAUGUUCUCUGAGGAAGAGCAGACAUCCCCUACAUCCUCCUCUUCAUCGCCACCUCCAUCCUCCCACUUCAUCGGGAGGAAAGAAGACGUUGUCCAGGCCAAGCGUGUCACCAAGCUGGUGGGCGGGAGGGACGUGCUGGUUCUGUGCCACCAGGGAAAGCUCCACGCCAUGGACAUGCGCUGCUACCAUACCGGUGGACCACUGCAGGAGGGAGAUAUCGAGGAGUUUGAUGGGCGGAUGUGCAUCGUGUGUCCGUGGCACAAGUACAAGAUCACGCUGGCGGAAGGCGAGGGGCUGUACCAGGCGGUGAACCCCUCGGCUACACCCCCUAACCCCACCUGGCGCUCCAAAGGGGUCAAACAGAGGGUUCACCAGGUCACAGAGGUCAACAGGGAUGUGUAUGUCACAUUUAAUGACUCGCCGGACACCAUUGACUCUGACUUCUACCAGACAGAGAGAUACAGGGCCACUAUGAAUAAGGCCCAGCCCAAGACAAAGAAAUUACUCGAGAAGGUGACGAGCAGGAAAGUGUAAGGAUUUGGGCCAUUUUGGUUGGGAGAAAACCCUAGUGAUACUAAAUGUGUCUUUUGUUAGCACCGUGGAAUAGUAAACGGGCGGUGCAGGUACAAGACUGACUAAGUACUUCCCUAUCAGCAGCUCAAAGUGUAAUCUCUGGGUUAUCCUUUCGUAUCCUCCAGUGCACUGAGCUCAAUCUCAAUAUUUUCCAAGUUUUCAAACUUGUACACACUUAAAUAUGUUUAAAGAUUUUCUGUUUUUCUACA
This is a messenger RNA of Oncorhynchus tshawytscha (Chinook salmon), 2045 nucleotides long. RefSeq names its product Rieske domain-containing protein-like. Gene Ontology annotation, molecular function: 2 iron, 2 sulfur cluster binding. The record is from RefSeq and is a predicted model, not a curated record. The transcript is spliced from 4 exons. Lineage: Eukaryota; Metazoa; Chordata; Actinopteri; Salmoniformes; Salmonidae. Bases 1264 to 1797 code for a protein of 177 amino acids.